AUGAGAAACGAUACUGUGACACGAGAACUCAGCCAAAGUCGACAAAUAUACGAAUCAACUGGUCACGAUAAUGUUACUAUCAACCAUGCCGCAGAGAGUUUGCCGAUCCGAUCGGUCACGGGUGAAACCUUCUACGCAGAAGGUUAUGGUGACGUUGUCAUUGAUCUUGCAUUUUACGACUAUGCAACUGACGAACAGGACACUAAGGAGCGUAUCCGCAUAGAGGGCAUCGUGCUCCGGAAGGUUUGGUAA
Molecule: messenger RNA, 252 nt
Organism: Penicillium verrucosum
Lineage: Eukaryota; Fungi; Ascomycota; Eurotiomycetes; Eurotiales; Aspergillaceae
Exons: 2
Coding region: 1-252 (83 amino acids)
Source: RefSeq, a predicted model, not a curated record